Messenger RNA from Nelumbo nucifera (sacred lotus), 3165 nucleotides. RefSeq lists its product as uncharacterized. The record is from RefSeq and is a predicted model, not a curated record. Lineage: Eukaryota; Viridiplantae; Streptophyta; Magnoliopsida; Proteales; Nelumbonaceae. Gene Ontology annotation, cellular component: NuA4 histone acetyltransferase complex. Gene Ontology annotation, biological process: regulation of transcription by RNA polymerase II.
CAUACGAAAUCUUUCCUCCAGCGAAAAACCUCUUCAGUCUUGGAGCCAUCGAACGACCUCCGUCAUCCACUCAAUCUCGUCCCUUGGAUUCUCAUCCGACGGCUUCUGUAAGCCGCCGUAUGGUUUCCAGCGUUUUUUUCUUAAAACCCUAGAUAGUUCGUACGUAGAACCCAGCACCAACAGCCUCUGUGACGCUCCCUCAAGAACUAUGUGGACGGUGAAUCCCUCUCAACUAACCGUUUCGCCCAAUGGAAGAUACAUGUUGAAGGAACGGAUAAUCGAAAUCGUCGUCAGAUUGUGAUGUCUCCGUCCGCCUUGAGAAAUGAAUUCUCAGUGGUCGGUUUUUGAUGCUUUAAUGGCGGGCUUUCAUGGGUAGUGCGUUGUCUUGUUGAUUUUGUUUCUUUUUUUCGUGUACGGGAUGGGAGGAGGGUGACAGAGUCUGAGAAAGGUUGAAUCUUGGGUCGAUGGUUUGGUUUUACGGGCAUCAGGGGAGUCUGUGCUGAGGCAUCUGAAUCGGUGUUCGAGAAGGUUUGCAGAGAGUUUUGUUUCUUCUAGCGUAUUUCCCCCAUGCCUUCCGUUGGUAUGAGGAGGUCGACUAGGGUUUUUGUGCCGAAAUCGAUCGGGAAGGAUGAUGGGGCUAGGGUUUUACGGUCGGGAAAGCGGUUGUGGUCGGAGCCCGAGAAGCCUAAGCUGGGCAGGGGCUCGGAUGGGGACGAGUGGUUUCGGUUGCUGGAUAAUUCUGGCCACGGAGACGAUGUUUCAUGCUGCAAGGACAAUGACAGGCAUGAGGUUGAUCGGAACAGAGAAGUGCCCGUAAUGGAGUUGGGAGGUGAAAUGGGGUCUCCGGAAACUUCGGAUGCAAUUCCUGGAGCUUCGAUGGCUGAUGACAGUGUAGAUAGGUUGUACGGCGUUGUUUACCAUCGAAAGCGCCGGAGAUUGGAUAUUGACAGGGCAGAGAAGCUUUCCGACGAUCGAAUGUAUGGCAUUUCGUUUGUCCGGAAACAACGAAGAGACGUACUUCCGGUGUUGUCAACUGAUUCAUCGAGAGUUUCAGAUGGUGCUGCGGAGUAUCUUCUGGCGGGAAAACCAGCUCCACAGGGGCAUUUGGAGCAACACGCGUUUUUCGAUGGUUUCCUCCGCCAAGGGUUGCUUUUGAUCGUUGUUGAAUCCUCUUGCAGCAAUUCUCAACGUCUUGCGUGUUUUCUGUACUCUGUUCUUAGCUACAUGGCGCGGGCCAGGCUGAGACUGUCGAAGUUUGCUGCAUUUACGUGUUUAAACCCGAUCGCCCGAGUUUUUUCUCGUCAAGGCAUCUAUUUCUUGCAUGAUCAUUAUUGUAACAAAGGAUGGAAAAAUGAUCUGUCAUCGUUUGGGUUGUGCAAGAUUUUUGGGGCUCAACAGUUUAUACCUCUGUUUUCUGUUGAUUUUUCUGCGAUUCCGCUCUCUUUUAUGUGUUUGCAUUCCACUAUGCUUCUUAGGUCUGCUUAUUGUCCUCGUGUUCAUCUUCAAUAUCUGAUGCAUUUCUGCACAAACCCUCCUAGAUUUAAUAAAGAUCAACAGUCUCCUUCAUAUGUUCCUACUGAGGUAGAUAAUUAUAUAAGCAAAAUUGUGGCUUCUGGAAAUAAUUCUGUUCAGAGGAUUGGGGCUGGUCAAAUUUCUAGAACUACUGGAUUAGUUGGCCGGGUUGUAUCCGGUAGACACAGGGUGCAUUCCCGUGGUGUUCACAAGAGAAGGAAUAAUCUCAGGGGAAGACCUAAAAGUCCACCAGUUGACUUGCACAAGUCUUCUAGUUACAGAGGUGCAAAUUUUCGUACAGUUAGGGAUGGUUGCACUUCUUUAUUGUCUCCCAUAUGCAAUCGCAAGCGGAGGAAGCCUUUGGGAGAAAAUAUGAAGGAACUGAAGUCUACCUUAGAAGAAAUUAGGCAGAACAUGGAUUCAAUGGUCUGCAGUGCCAAUAUCUUGGUUAUUGAAUCACACAAAUGUUAUCGACAUGAAGGGGCAAAGGUUACAUUAGAGUGUUCAGCACCAAACAAAUGGUUUUUAGUUGGGCGCACAAAAGGAUCCUUGAGAUUUUUGCAUAAAGCACAGAAAGUGAUGAAACCCAGCACAUCCAAUCGUUUCACCCAGGCUAUUAUAUGGGCAGGGGAAAAUGGUUGGAAACUAGAGUUUUCUGAUAGAAGAGAUUGGUUUAUAUUUAAAGAGCUUUAUAGAGAAUGUUAUGAUCGGAAUGUGCAAGCUGCCUCUGUGAAGACUAUCCCUGUGCCUGGGGUACGUGAAGUACAAGGAUACGAGGACAUCAAAUAUAUUCCAUUUAUUCGAGGUGAUACUUAUGUCAUGACAAAUGACCUUGAAGUAAAUAGAGCUUUAACAAAAAUGACUCCAAAUUAUGACAUUGAAUCUGAUGAUGAGGAAUGGCUAAACAAGCUUAACAAUGAGUGUUGUGAUGGAGAGGAUGGUAGGGCUGACUGUAUCUCAAUAGAGAACUUUGAGAAAAUAAUUGAUGUGUUUGAGAAAGCUGCAUAUUGUAGUCCAGAUGAUAUCUCAGAUGAGAAUAAAAAUAUUGACCUCUGUUUAACUUUGGGGAGGAGGGAAAUGUUGGCAAAAGUUUAUGAGUACUGGCUCAAAAAGAGGAAGCAGAGACGUUCAGCUCUGGUUAGGGUUUUUCAGUUUCAACCACCGAGGAGAGCUCAAGUGGUGCCAAAGCCCUUUAUCCGCAAGAAAAGAUCGUUCAAACGACAAACAAGUAAAUUUGGUCGAGGAAAACAGCCAAGUUACUUACAAGCCUUAGCAGCGGAGCAGGAUACGAAGGCAGCCAAGCAUAAGCUCCAGGAAGCUGAAGCAUCUGCAAGCAGGUCCAUGGAGGUGGCAAUAUCUAAACGCCAAAGAGCACAGAAGCUCAUGGAGAUUGCUGAAGCGGCUGUAUAUAAAGCAACUCUUGCUCUCAGGAUAGCCGAAACGGCUAGCAUAACAGAAUCCCAGGAUGUUGCCGUGUCAUCUUUUCUGUGUUGAACAAUAAUCUCAAUUCACAGAUGUAUUUUGACUCAAGAAUUCUUGUAAUUUUGUAUAUAAGAUAUGUAAUUUAUGUGACAAGAAACUUGUAAAACAUGAAUUUUUGGUGUUUGCGCAAAAGGAAAAGAAAUACAGCGAAUUGAAGCCUUUUGAAGGUCA